Plasmodium gonderi is the source of this 2913-nucleotide messenger RNA. RefSeq names its product DNA replication licensing factor MCM3. The transcript has 2 exons. Gene Ontology annotation, cellular component: nucleus; MCM complex. Gene Ontology annotation, molecular function: single-stranded DNA binding; ATP hydrolysis activity; ATP binding. Gene Ontology annotation, biological process: DNA strand elongation involved in DNA replication; mitotic DNA replication initiation; double-strand break repair via break-induced replication. The record is from RefSeq and is a predicted model, not a curated record. NCBI's taxonomy places the organism in Eukaryota, Apicomplexa, Aconoidasida, Haemosporida, Plasmodiidae. Bases 1 to 2913 code for a protein of 970 amino acids.
AUGGAUAGAAUGAGCUUGGAAAAUAACAGCACGCCUAUGGCGAGGUCUGAUUACAGAACGAUGAACUCAGAAUUUAACUACACGUUAAUGGACUCAUCUAUAAACCAUUCUUCAAUUCUGGACAGUUCGAUGCGAAUUGAAAAAGACAAUAGAGAAAGAAGAUUACAGAAAUUAAAUGAAAACAUCGUAAGUGAAUAUGAAUCAGGUAGACAAAGUGUUGUUUUUACGCAACAAAAAUAUAAACAAUUGUUGGAAGGGUUUCUAUUAUUUGUUCAAACUAAUAAAUAUAUUCAUCAAAAAAUAACAGAAUUAAGAACAGAAGCUAAUGAUGAAUAUAAUAGAAUGCAAAAUAAAAAUAUUCCCAAUAUAAUUAUACAUCAACGUUUAAUUUGUAAUAUAAAUAAUUUUCAAACGGGAAAUGAAGAGUUCGAAUUAUUGGCCAAAUGUCUGAUAAAAGAACCAUAUUUAGCUUUACCAGCGUAUCAAGCAGCUAUUAAAGAAUUAUGGAAAUCUCAAGAUAGUAAAAUAGAUAUAGAUGCUCCAAAAAUUGGUAUUUGCGGUUGGUUAGGUAGGCAUCAUGUAACACCAAGAGGAUUGCAAAGUUCCAUGAUCAAUAAAUUGGUAGCAGUAGAAGGUGUUGUUAACAAAUGUUCUACUGUUCAACCUAAGUUGGUACAAUCAGUUUAUAUAGGUGAAGCAGUACAUGACAUUAAUGCUGAUAUUCGAAGUGAUGAAAAAACUGUUCAUCUGAGACCACAUUAUGAUAUUACUGAUUUUGAUAAAACAGCAAAAGAUUCAGGAAGGCCACCUGUUUCAGAUCCAGAGGGGAAAAUUAUGCAUAGACAUGAAAUUGGAUUAUGCAAAUAUAAAAAUCACCAAAAAUUUGUUAUUCAAGAAACUCCUGAAGAUGCACCAACAGGACAAAUGCCAAGAUGGGUAGAAGUAAUUGUAGAAGAUGAUUUGUGUGACAUUGUCAAAUGUGGAGAUAGAGUAAGAGUUUGGGGUGUUUAUCGAGCUAGUUGUGGACAAGCCAACAGUACCAACAGUGGCUUAGGUAGGUCCUUUUUAAUUGCAAAUAAUGUAUUAGUAAAAAAUAAAGAAACUUAUGAUACAAAUUUAUACAUAUCUGAGGCAGAUAAAAAAAAUUUUCACGCAUUUGCUAAAAAAGAAAAUACAAUAGAUGUACUAGGAUACUCAUUUGCACCUUCUAUAUGUGGCCAAGAUAUUGUAAAAAAGGGAAUUGUAUUAAUGCUAGCAGGUGGAACUGAACGUGCAUUACCAUCUCAUCAUAUUAGAGGUGAUAUACAUAUUAUGUUAGUAGGAGAUCCAAGUUGUGGUAAAUCACAGUUAUUACGUUAUGUUAUGAGCAUCAUGCCUGGAACUGUUUCAGCAACAGGUAGAGGAUCAUCAGGUGUUGGUUUAACGGCUGCUAUUGUUACAGAUCAAGAUACAGGAGAAAGAGUAGUAGAAGGUGGUGCUAUGGUUAUGGGUGAUAGAAGAGUUGUGUGCAUUGAUGAAUUUGACAAAAUGCAACAAACAGAUAGAGUAGCAAUACAUGAAGUUAUGGAACAACAAACGGUUACUGUGGCUAAGGCAGGUAUUCAUACCACCCUAAAUGCAAGAUGUACAGUAUUAGCAGCUGCUAAUCCUUUAUAUGGAUGUUGGAAUGAUACACUUGAUAUGGGUCAACAGUUACAAUUUGAACCGUCUCUACUUUCACGUUUUGAUCUCAUCUUUCUAGUAAGGGAUAGUGCAACUGAAAAGGAUGAUGAAAGAAUUGCUGAUUCGGUUCUGCGAAACGUUACAGAAAAAGCAAAACCAAUUAUGAGUGAAAAUAGAAAUAAUCAUAAGAAUUUUGUUAUUCAAGCAGAUAGCUAUGAUAUUAACCCCAAAGCUCAACAUAUUAGUGUGUACAAUGAAAGAGAAGUAAACAAAAAUAAUGAUAAUGAUCAAGAAAAUGAAGAAUAUGAAACACCUAUUUUUGCUAACAGAGAUGAAAUGAUUUAUUAUGAUAAAAAUGGAAUAGAACAUGAAAUCUUAACUGUUCCAUUUUUUAAAAAAUAUUUGCAUUAUGUUAAAAAUAUAUUCUAUCAUGAAAAACAAAGAACAGAUGGAUGGAAACCAUACCCAGAAGUAAGUGAUGAAGCAUGUGAAGUUAUUACUGAAUUGUAUGCAGAUUUAAGAGAAAAAGCAGCCAAAUAUUCACACAACAAAAUUAUCCAAGGGGUUACUCCUAGAACUUUAGAAGCAAUCAUUCGAAUUGCUUCAUCACAUGCAAAACUUAAAUUAAAUAGAUAUGUAACAAGUGUAGAUGUUAAUUAUGCUAAAAAGUUACUUAUGUAUACUCUCUUUGGCGAAGAAAUUAACGAAGUCGAGGAGGAGGAAGAAGAAGAUGAAGAAGAAGAGAAUGAAACAGGAGAAGAGGAUGAAGAUGAAGAAGAAGAUGAAGAUGAUGAAGAUGAUGAAGACGAUGAAGACUACGUUGGCAAUGAAAAGGUUAGUAAAAUAUACAAAAAGAACAAAAAAUCAAUAAAAAAAAAGACAACAAAGAAAAGAAAAGGUAAAAAUAAUGAAACAAUCAAUAAAAAGAAAAAAAGAAAAAAUAACUCUCAAGAUAAUGAUGAAGAAGCGUUCAUGAUAGACGAUAUGCAGAAGACAAGUGAAAAAUCUCCUCAAUUGGAUGUUAAAGAAAUAGAACGUCUUAUUGUUGAAAAUGUCACUUUGAACGACCCUGGAGAUGGAUUGAAGGACGAGGAACUCUUGGAUUUGAUUAUCCUAGGGAACAAACAGAAAAUGCCCCAGUUAGCAAAACUUGACAUAGGCACCUUACGAAAAAUAAUAAAUUCACUAAACGAAAUGGAUGGUGCACCAAUUUACUAUGUAAAGAAGGACAAAAUAGUAUACAAAUGCUAA